AUGGAGCCCGGCGAAACGAGGAGGCUCUCAUCCGCCUCCCUGGAAGGAGACCUGAGAGAAGAAAAUAAAUUAAAACGAGGAAUUUCCCAAGACUUGACAUCUUCCCCCGAAUCAGACAGAUACAAAAUAGCAAGACAAUUAACAGAAAAGGCCAUCAAGGAAAAGAAGAUUUUCUCCAUCUACGGGCACUACCCAGUGAUACGGGCCGCCCUCCGAAGAAAGGGCUGGGUGGAGAAGAAGUUCCACUUUCUGCCCAAGGUCCUCCUGAAUGUGGACGAUGACGGUGUGGGGGUGACAGAUGAAAACGUGCGGAAGGCAGAGGAAAACCAAGAAGCGGCUCCGGAGAAGACAGAUGACAUCCACGAUGGUAUGUCCAGGUUGGUCAAAAACGAAAUGCCGUACUUCCUCUGGACCAUCAAAAGGGAUGUCGUUGACUGUCACAGCUUGAACUGUGACCAGAUGCUGAAUCACUAUGGGAAGACGGCUUCCUUCACCACCAAGAUCGGGCUGUGUGCGAACAUGCGGAACCUACCGUGGUACGUCCAGGCCGACCCUGACUCCUUCUUCCCACGUUGCUACGGCCUCUGCACCGAGAACGAGAAGCAAGAAUUCCUGGACGACUUCCGGCGGACGAUGGCCUCCAGCAUCCUCAAGUGGGUGGUCAGGCACCACAAGUGCGGCAGCAGGGGAGGACGGGGUCCUCCCUCCCUGCAGAAGAGGGAGGCGGGGACAUCCGACUUCAGCCAGAGGGGAGAGAGAGAGAAUGCCAAGCAGGCUUUAUGCUCACUGCCGGGGUCUCUCGUGGACACCGCAUGCAAGGUGUGCCAGGCCUACCUGGGUCAGCUGGAGCACGAGGACAUCGACAUCUCCAAGGACGCCGCCCAGGACCUCACGGAGGACGAGUGGAAGGACCUGACGCAGCAAUACUUACUCCCUCGUGACGGUGAUGCUUUCAUCUCCAAUUCGAGAAAUCACUUUUCGCAGUGCCAGGCCCUGCUGAACAAAAUCACGUCUGUGAACCCUCAGACGGAGAUCGACGGGCUUCGGAACAUCUGGAUCAUCAAGCCCGCAGCCAAGUCCCGCGGCCGAGACAUAGUGUGCAUGAACCGAGUGGAAGACAUCUUGCAGCUGGUGACCGCAGACCACCCGUCCGCCAAGGACAACAAGUGGGUGGUGCAGAAGUACAUCGAGACGCCGCUGCUCAUCUACGACACCAAGUUUGACAUCAGGCAGUGGUUCCUGGUCACCGACUGGAACCCCCUGACCAUCUGGUUCUACAAGGAAAGCUACCUGCGGUUUUCAACACAGCGCUUCUCCCUGGACAACCUGGACAGUGCCAUCCACCUGUGCAACAACUCCAUCCAGAAGCACCUGAAGAACGACGAGGAACGCAGCCCCCUGCUGCCCUACCACAACAUGUGGACCAGCACCAGGUUCCGGGAGUACCUGCAGAAGAGGGGCCGCGGGGCCGUGUGGGCCAGCGUCAUCUACCCGGCCAUGAAGCGGGCCGUCGCCGACACCAUGAGGGGGGUGCAGGACCACGUGGAGCCGCGCAAGAACAGCUUCGAGCUGUACGGGGCCGACUUCAUCCUGGGCCGCGACUUCCAGCCCUGGCUGAUCGAGAUCAACUCCAGCCCCACCAUGCACGCGUCCACGCCCGUCACGGCACAGCUGUGCGCCCAGGUGCAGGAGGACACCAUCAAGGUGGUGGUGGGUCGCAAGGUUGACCGCAACUGCGACGUCGGCAACUUUGAGUUGCUGUGGAGACAGCCUGCGGUGGAGCCUCCGCCCUUCCACGGGUCCGACCUGUGCGUGGAAGGCGUUGGUGUGCGCAGAGCCAGGAAGCAGAUGCCGCCCGUUUCCGGCGCUGACUGUCCAUCCGCGCUCCUGGACCCUCCGCCGCUGAAGGUGCGGUCCCCCUCGGCCGUGCCAGGCCUGGCUCCGGGCCGCCCCCCGACGGCUGUGCGCGGGGACUUGAGGCCGGACGACGCACAGGCGCCCGCUUGCACCCUGCCCGCGCCCCUCAAGAGGCCGGCCGAGAGACGCUGCGAGGCGCAGUCCGCCAGGAAGUCAGCGGUCCCCACUCGUGACUUUCAGCUCGCAGACGGUCAGGCCCCGAAAAUCCGCCUUCCCAAAGCCGAGUCCGACAGACGCUCGGGGGCCGACACGGUAAGCGCGCGGGCACGGCCGGCCGUGCUCCCGAGCGUGAAGUCACCGGAGGGCGCCCUGUUUCAGCCGCUCACGCCACCAGGUAGCGCUGCGGGGGCGCCGACACCGCGGGCUGCUCGGGGUGGCCUGCUCCGUGGCCUCCAGGGCGAGGCGGGGGCGGGGAGCGUGUGCCGUGGCGGCACCGGCCCGGGCCUGGGACUGGCCGGGCUGUUGGGGUCGCGGGGUCCCCGCAGCAGCAGUUCCCGGGGCCCCUCACAGGAGCGGGUUCCCGACGGAGCCGACCCUGCGUGGCCUGCCAGCCUGUCCUGGGCCCGGGCUCAGGGCGCAAGACAGGUGUGGGGCAGCCCCGAGUCUCUGGGGGUGGCCCUGCCGGGUCUGUCCCUCAGUGCCCUUCCCCAGAGGGGCCGGAAGGUCCCUAAUGGCAGCGAUCUUCUGCUGUCUUCACCGCUCACCCCGGCAGCUGGGGCUGUGUGGGGGCCCACGGGCGGUGCCCGGAGAAUCCGGGCGGCAGAGCCAGAACUAAGCCCUCCUGGGGCCCAGCCGCCAGCGGAGGGUGCAGAGACCCGGCGGCCUGGGGCAAGCUCCGUGCCCAGCAGCGAGGAGAUGGCCGCGUCCCCCGGAGGGGGCGAGGAAGCAGGGCGCGGGCCCAGCACCGACUGCACAGUACCACAUGGGUGGCAGGCGGCCUGGGGUGCCACCGAACACCCCAACAGUCGCCUGUUGCUGGUUGCCAAGAUGGCGACCGAAACCCAGCUUGCUGCCCCCAAGCACUCCUGCCAGUGCCGCAAGCGGACCAAGGGGAUCUUCUGCCUCCUGAGUCACCGCAGCCGAGCCUCACGCUUUGCCGCCACCUUGCACAGGUCUGUGUUCCCAGCCAGCCGGCCAACCGAGCGGUGUGCCUACAGCCUUCGCUGCACCGCGACCCUGGGCCACGGCGGGUCCCCAGCAGGCAUCGGUGGCUUUAGUGCCGUAGCAAACGGGACCUCUGUUUACACCACGUUCUCGAGGCACGGCAUGCACACGGUGAGAGCAGGUCUUGCACAGACACCUGCACCACCCCCGCCUGGAGGUCCGGGGGUCCGCCCGCCGCGCCUGCGACGGCCGGGGGCCUGCGUCCCGUUCGGCGCGGCCGUGAGGGCGCCGGUCUGUGUGGACGCCAGAGGGCUGCCCAGGGACCUCCCAGCGCCCUGCCUAGUGUGCCGCGGCUCGCUGCCGCCCGCCCGGCCCUGCAAGCGCUGCCGCUCCUUCUGCGCCGCGGUCCUGCAGGGCGCCUCCUUCGUGCCCUUGGGCGGCGGGCGGGGCGGCGGCGCGUCGACCCCGUGA
Molecule: messenger RNA, 3492 nt
Organism: Lynx canadensis (Canada lynx)
Lineage: Eukaryota; Metazoa; Chordata; Mammalia; Carnivora; Felidae
Gene: TTLL8
Product: tubulin tyrosine ligase like 8
Exons: 25
Coding region: 1-3492 (1163 amino acids)
Biological process (GO): cilium assembly; cilium movement; protein polyglycylation
Cellular component (GO): cilium
Molecular function (GO): protein-glycine ligase activity, initiating
Source: RefSeq, a predicted model, not a curated record